CGCGGACGUAGUUACUGGAAGUUGCCAUAUUGGUUUUGAGCCAGUAAAAAGAAAACGCCCAGUUUGUUCGCUUUCAGGCUUCGUUUGAGCAUCGCAUCCACAGUUUACUUACAAGUUCAGCACCAUGGUGAGAGGAAAUCUUACAGAAAGUCUUCCAGUGUCACUUGGCAACGCGUCAUGCUCGCGCUGCGGAGAGGGAUUUGGAGUGAAGGAACCAAUAGUGAACUCUGGCGGAGAAGUCUGGCAUACUAAAUGCUUUGUGUGUGCCCAGUGCUUUCAGCCAUUUCCUGAAGGCAUUUUCUAUGAAUUUGAAGGCAGGAAGUAUUGUGAGCAUGACUUUCAUGUCCUGUUCGCACCGUGCUGUGGAUCAUGCAACGAGUUCAUCAUCGGCCGCGUGAUCAAGGCGAUGAACAACAACUGGCAUCCGAACUGCUUCAAGUGCGAGCUGUGCUCGUCCGUGCUGUCCGACUCCGGCUUUGUGCGCAACGCGGGCCGAGCACUCUGCCACGAGUGCAACGACCGCGAGAAGGCUGCCGGCGCGGGCAAAUACGUGUGCCACAAGUGCCAUGCUAUCAUUGAGGAUGGGCAUAUCAAGUUCCACGCUGAGACCUACCACCCAUACCACUUUAACUGCAAGAACUGCGGGGUGGAGCUGGACGUCGAAGCGAGAGAGAAGGAAGGCGAGCUCUACUGCCUGCGAUGCCACGACAAGAUGGGCAUACCGAUCUGCGGCGCGUGUCGGCGACCGAUCGAGGACGCGCGCAUCAUAAACGCGCUCGGAAAACAGUGGCACGUCGAGCAUUUUGUGUGUGCGAAAUGUGAGAAGCCAUUCCUAGGGAGCCGGCAUUACGAGAAGAAAGGUUUGGCUUACUGUGAGAUACACUACCACCAACUGUUCGGCAAUGUGUGCUACGUCUGCAAUCAAGUGGUCACCGGAGAUGUUUUUCAGGCACUGAACAAAAGCUGGUGUGUGCAGCACUUCGCUUGCUCUCUUUGUGACAUUAAGAUGGGACCGAAGACCAAAUUCUACGAGUUGGACUUGAAGCCUGUAUGCAAGAAAUGCUACGAGAGAUUCCCUGGAGAGCUUAAACGCAGACUAGCCAAGGCAUUCAAAACCAGUCCUCGAAAAUGAGCCAUGGCUGCAUAAUGACCUUCAAUGCUCCAUUGUAUGUCAUAUUUAUUCCCGUACCAACGUAGUGAAGCUAUGUUUGAUAGUUUCAUUUAUAGUGCUUUUAAUAUCCCACAUAGUAGCAUGUAUAAAUGGACUAAACAUAGAAAGGCAAUGUUAUCAAUGAAUAGUCCACGUUUUGAGUGGUUUAGUUUUAAAAUUUGUGUCUACUCCACUUAAAUCAUGUUACAAAAUGUUGAUUUGGUAUGCAGUUGUUUUUGUAAGUUUCUGUUAGGUGCCGUUCUAUAUGGCUACUGUGUUGACCAUACUGAACAAUUUGACGCAAACAUGAUUUCUACGUUUAAUGCUGUAAAUUUAAGAUGGAAACACAAGGCCUGAUCAUGAUUUUGCGUAACUUUCAUUGUGAUGUGCGUCAUAGGAUUAUCAGCCAUAAAACUAAUAUGGUUUCUUUUGUUGUCAUACUGAGUGGUUGCCAUUUCUAUUCUAUUUUAAACUUAUAGCUCAUAUAAAUAAAACACACUAGAUUGCCAAGACGUGCAAAACAUCUAGAAGAAGAGAUAUAGACUAAUUAUGAUUACAUGUGCAAUUGUGUUAUCUACUUAUUAUCAUUAUUAUAGCAAUUUAUUUAUGGUUUAUCCAGCUUGAUACAUAGCAUAGAGGUUAAUUGACUAUGUAGACUGGUGUCCACGUGGUAGACACACGCAUGUUGCCACUGGAAAGUCAUAAGUUUUAUUGUUUAUAUGACUAACCCGAUGUGCCAUAUAUGCCUUAUACAAUAUGAGUAAGUUUUAUUAUGAAUAAAAAGUAGGCCAGUAUUAUUCUUACAUGGUAGUUUUUGGGACGUAGUCUGUAUGCGUCACAGGAUUGAUAUGUAACAAUAUUAAUGAAGCUUUUGCUACGUAGCAUUUCGAAUGUCAUAUUUAUGAGAACUAUUAAUAUUAAUAGUGUGUGGUUUUAUAUUUAUAACGCAAUAUCUGACAUUGUUUAUGUAUAUUUUCAUAAAAGAAUGUACGUAAAAACAGUAUUUAUUGUAGGUAGUUCUUAUAGUUGAGACAAUACUUAGUUAUAUCGAACUCAAUUAACAAAUAAAAAAUUGUGUGCUAACGAGA
Priapulus caudatus is the source of this 2238-nucleotide messenger RNA. RefSeq names its product LIM and senescent cell antigen-like-containing domain protein 1. Gene Ontology annotation, biological process: cell-cell junction organization; cell-cell adhesion; positive regulation of substrate adhesion-dependent cell spreading. The record is from RefSeq and is a predicted model, not a curated record. Gene Ontology annotation, cellular component: focal adhesion; cytoplasm; cell-cell junction. Bases 125 to 1132 code for a protein of 335 amino acids. The transcript has 11 exons. Lineage: Eukaryota; Metazoa; Priapulida; Priapulimorpha; Priapulimorphida; Priapulidae.